This is a messenger RNA of Anisakis simplex (herring worm), 2691 nucleotides long. The record is from the annotation of a GenBank genome assembly. NCBI's taxonomy places the organism in Eukaryota, Metazoa, Nematoda, Chromadorea, Rhabditida, Anisakidae.
GAUUGUAACGCGACAUUGAUUGAUUAUGAGAACGAUAGGACGCUGUUGCCUGAGGCAGUUCACGACAUACGGAUCGAGCCAUUUGCAAGGGCAAUGCCUCGUCGAUCGAAGCAGAAUUAUCAACUCUCUGUGGAUAUAUCGUGGCAAAUGCCACCAAACAACUCAACGUCACUUCUGAAAGCGUUUCUAUUAGAAAUUGACACCGAUCAAUCACUCAACAACACAUCGUCUACAAGCACCGAUACUAUCAAUCAUCACACCUGCUUUCUGUUCAAUCUCACUGAUUCGCAGUGGACAAAUGAAGUGAUAACCUCAUCGCCUCGAUUUCAUUUCUCAACCGAUAGCAUUUUUGAAUUUGGCAUCGCAUACGAUGUUAUUUUGACCAGUUUACCGAGAUCUGUGACAACAAAGAAUGGUGUUAAGCGACGUGUUACCAUGCCCAGGCAUCCAGCUAAUCCACAAGCUUCGAAAUGGGCCGCAGGUUUUCGUCGCAUUUUCGUACAUUCGUUAGCACGUACCAUACAAAUCGAGUUCGUCGGCGCUCCAGCGCAUUAUUGUUUUGAAGCGUACGAGGUGAGACUGAAAGAUGAGAGCGGUCUAGAUCUGCUGUACAGCUCAAUUAUACCGGUGCAGUCAAUGCGAUCUGAAGUGAUCGAUAAUAAUACGGUGCUGUUUGGUGAAUACAACUUUACAGGUCUUGAGGUAGAACGUGACUAUGUGCCGUCGGUGAUACCAAUUGAGCGUGCUGAUGACGGAAGGUGUCUUUGUCCGGUGAGUGGAAAUAACCCAUUCGACAAUCGAGUCAUUUGCUCUUGUAUUGCAGCCGACUGGAAAAAAGUUCGGCUUCAUAGAUUAGAGAGACCAACUGCUCCACCGAUGGUAGCUGAGCUGAACGAAACAAUCAUUGAAGCAAAGCCCCGCAAGGAGAAUGACACAAUUUGGACAGUUCUUCUACUGGGUAUAUUAAUGCUAGCCGUUUUGAUGCUAUUAUUACUAAUAUAUACAUUCUACACGUUCUAUCAUCGCUAUCGUGCACACUCGAAGACCGUUCAAAUUCGAUUCAUUCCCAAUGAUCACUCCUCGAACCAGCUAACACCGCUGUCAUUCACUCAAACACCUCUCAUUCACAACCCACAUCCGAGUGUUCUAUUGGUCUAUACACACGACUGUGCCGCACAUGAGGCGAGUGUGCUCGCAUUCGCUGAGUAUUUGCGUGAUGUGUUCUCGUUCCAAGUUCACUUGGAUGUGUGGGAAGGCGACGAAAUUGAACGAAAUUUGAUGGACUACGUGAGCUCAUCAAUUGUGAAUGCCGACAAAGUGAUCAUUUUGAAUUCAGUGGGUGCUUAUUAUCGAUACAGAAACAAAAUUGAGCACGAAAAGCGUGUAGAACGCAUUUCGCAUACUCUCUACGAUCGUCUGUAUGAGACGCAGAUUGAUCAGGCACUCAUGCAUCGAUGCGUCAUCUCGGUACGUUUCACGUACACGAGCUAUUCGAUGGUAUUGCCAGCAUUAAACUUCUCACUGCAGUACAUCCUACCAGACAAUAUUGCACCGUUAAUAUCGAACCUGAGCGAUACGGACAUGAAAUACGACUCACGCUUUUACAGUUACAACGCCGCGCAGAUGAAACUCAACUCUGCAAUAACACGAAUGUCCAAUCUGAUUGCCUCUGAUCCCGACUGGUUCCAAGAGACGCAUCAUAUCGUGCCCACAAUGCCAGCAUCCCAUCUUCUACCGACAGCACUACGAACAACGCAAUCGGAACCAACCCGGACAGAAACAGCUGUCACCUCUGAUGAAGAAUUACGAAAUGCUGAACGUGUUGGUGUCAUUGAAACAUCAUCCUCACAGAUCGAUUCAACUUAUGACAGUGGUAAUGCAAGUAGGGAUGUGACUGCAACGCAUAAUUCGAGCAUUAUCACGAAACCAUCCACAUCACUUGAUUUCAGUGUACAGCAACCAGUUAAUCGUCAACAAGAAGAGCAUGAGUUAGGUUCACAAUCCUGCGCUGUAUCCGACCAUAUCAGCGAUUUGGAUGUCGCAAAUGACAAUGAAAGAGAUGAGGACAAGGAAAAACCUAGCAGAAAGGUUAAGCGCAAACCAGUCGGCUACAGUGCCAAAUCACGCUUCAUCUCGUUCACAUCACCGAAACGUGUCGAAUACAAGCAGCUGUCGAUGACUACCAGCCCUUCGAGCCCCCUGUCUCCUCGACUACAAGCACUAGGAAGUACAGGAGCAGUGUCAACUUCUAGAGCAUUAGUGCCGAACGCUUGCGAUGGUGACGAUAUGAAAGCAUUGAUUCCGGAUAAGCACUAUGCAUCAGAUGUGCAGAGCACGAGUACGAGCACGACAUCAAGUGAGAAUGGUGCUUGUUCGUGCGAUGAUGCUGUUAAGAAGGCUAGGGAGAAUGCAGUGGCAAACGGCAACGUAAGAAUAGCAAACGACUCUGGUUUUAUCACAAAUUCAAUAGUAAGUAAUGAGGAGGAUAUUGCCAAUCACACUGAUGCUGAUCAAUUAUUUACGAAACACCAGCAAACUGCCCAUUUCAAUGGUACUCUCAAAAUGAGCAACAACUUAAACGGUUUAAUACCAGCCUCAACAGUCAAUAAGAGCACACUAACACGUGAAGACUGUCCAGAUUCGGGUUUGAUUCUCGAUAAAUCAGGGAGUGUAGAUGUGAUAGCGUCAUGA